AUGGCAAGCACACGGCAACUCGUUAUUGCCACCAAGCUACAGGACAAUGGCCCCUUCCACGUUUCCAACCUAACCCAGGAGAGUGCAGACAAACUUGCGCAGCUUCUGACCUCGAAUCAUGACAAGUAUCACCUGAGCUAUCACCAGUUUGGUCUUCACAACCAUAUCCUUCACCACCUCCUGUGCAUCUACGCUCUUGGGGCUACUCCGCUGCAGAUGGAAAAAGCCUUCGACCUGAACGCUGUCUACCAGCUACCUUCGCACUACGCCAAUUCAGGGCACGCACAGCAAUUGGCUGACCCGGUCGAGUUCAAGAAGUGCCUCGGAGAUUCCAAGUACUUCAAUGACUACUUCCUCUUUUUCUGUAAGGAAAUUGAGACCCACGGAAUUCCAACAACGGUAAACACAUUCAUCUUUGGCGAUGACGAGCGAGCUACCGACAUGUUCGACAGAUUUUUCGGGGGCUAUCUGCACUGCAUCAUCCACCUUGGUUAUGCCCUCGAAUACAUGCAACCGUUCUUGGUCGCUGAGGCACUAGCUUCAACCGCCGUCCAUCUCCCUGAGCUCCAUGAUUUCCUUCUUCCAACUGAAAAAGUUGCACCCUCUACUGCAAGUGUCUCACAGGUGGAGAUAUUCGAGCAAAUACGUGCAAACACGAGGAUCCGCAGUGCAAUGCAUUAUGACUAUAUCGACAAGAUCAACGACGGUUUGAUUGGUGAAGCCGGUGACGAAUUAUUCAGAGUAAUCAGCCAGUGGAAGGUUUCGGUCGACGAGGUAGAAGUCAAGGCUACCGAGCUGUUCAACGCAUGCGUGUACUACACGACUAUGGCCCAACGAUCAAAUAAGCAGAUUCGUUUCGAUUUCAUGCUUAUACACACUGUAACCACAGCCACAUUCCUUCCAGUUUAUUUGAAGACGGAUUGGAUCAAACCCGAGUCAAAAGCUCGCCUCGUCGAGUGGCUUGGCCGAGCCAAUCUACUGCUGUACGCUGAAUGCGGUGCCCCAGAACCUCGUCCAGAGGAGCUCAAGACCUACAAGCCACUUCAUCCGUCUGGGUGGGAUGGUGUGUUCCAACGUGCCUGUGAGUAUGAAGAUGACGGCCAUACGUCCAAGUUCCUCGCUCAUCAAGAAGACUUCUUGACCAUUGCCCAUAUGAUCAUUGACAGUGUGGAGAAUUUCGACAAGUCUGCCGAUCACGAGGUGCAUGAGGUUCGCAAGGUGUCCCUUUACCCUCGAAUCACAGAGCCCGAAGUGCAGCUUGUGAUUGCUCGGUGGCCUAGAUAUGUCGGCUUUGAACAGGGUUGGCACCAUGUGCCGGACAGGCAAGAAUUAUACCUGUAG
This is a messenger RNA of Trichoderma harzianum CBS 226.95, 1341 nucleotides long. RefSeq lists its product as hypothetical. Gene Ontology annotation, molecular function: oxidoreductase activity. Lineage: Eukaryota; Fungi; Ascomycota; Sordariomycetes; Hypocreales; Hypocreaceae. Bases 1 to 1341 code for a protein of 446 amino acids. The record is from RefSeq and is a predicted model, not a curated record. The transcript is spliced from 6 exons.